AUGAAUGUCAAUGACUCUGUCAUGUCAGAACGGGACGCGAGUGAUUACAGUAUUCAAUUGAAUCGUUGGCUUCUAAAACUGGUGGGCGCUUGGCCAAGUUCAGCCUCGACAACAGUUAGAGAAAAAGUAAUUUCAACAAUACUGGUAAUCAUCUGCUACUCGUUAGUAGCCUACACGGUCAUACCUUGUAUUCUGAACAUUCUGUUCGAAGAGACCGAUGUGCAGAAAAAAUUAAGAGCUGUUGGUCCAUUAAGUCACUGGUGCAUGGGUGGCAUGAAUUACUUCUCACUGCUGUUUCGCAGCCGCGAUAUAUACCGUUGCGUGGAGCACGUGAGGACCGAUUGGCUUAUGAUGACAGACAUAGAAGACCGGCAAGUGAUGCUGAAGUAUGCCAAAGUCGGCCGUUUCGUCGCCGGGCUAUGCGCAAUUUUCAUGCAUGUUGGCGUUUUCUCGCACACCGUAUUGCAAGGUGCCACGCCGAAGUUCGAACGUAUCGGAAACGUGAGCGUGAAGGUGCGUGUGUUACUAUGUCCCACGUACAGUAAGUUCGUAGAUAUUACGAAGAGCCCGGCGGGCGAAAUCGCAUUAACUAUGCAGCUCGGAUGGAACACGGUAGAGACGGCAAUGACAAUAGCUUGUAUGAUGAUUAUAUAUAUAUCCAUGACUUUCAACAUUUUUAUAUUUUGUUAUAUUGGCGAAACGGUAACAGAACAGUGUAAACAAGUAGGGGAAAUAGCUUACAUGACUGAUUGGUAUCGUUUGCCGUAUAAAACGGCUCGAGGUCUGAUCUUAAUUAUCUCCCGAUCGAGUAGUGUGAUCGAAUUAACUGCAGGAAAAUUAGUUCAUCUUUCUAUCGCAACUUUUGGUGAUGUGAUAAGAUCCUCCAUGAUAUAUCUAAACAUGCUUCGGACUAUGACAGCUUCUUAG
This is a messenger RNA of Trachymyrmex cornetzi, 927 nucleotides long. RefSeq lists its product as uncharacterized. Gene Ontology annotation, biological process: sensory perception of smell; detection of chemical stimulus involved in sensory perception of smell. The record is from RefSeq and is a predicted model, not a curated record. Gene Ontology annotation, molecular function: olfactory receptor activity; odorant binding. Lineage: Eukaryota; Metazoa; Arthropoda; Insecta; Hymenoptera; Formicidae. The coding region runs from base 1 to 927 and encodes 308 amino acids. The transcript has 4 exons. Gene Ontology annotation, cellular component: plasma membrane.